CUCAUGGAACCAGGAAAUAAUACCCGAAUAUUAGAAUUUCUGCUUCUGGGAUUUUCAGAGGGACCAGAGCUGCAGCCCCUCAUAUUUGGGCUUUUCCUCUCCAUGUACCUGAUCGCUGUGCUUGGGAAUCUGCUCAUCAUCCUGGCCGUCAGCUCUGCCUCCCACCUCCACACGCCCAUGUACUUCUUCCUCGCCAACCUGUCCUUUGUGGACAUCUGCGUCACCUCCACCACCGUCCCCAAGAUGCUGUGGAACAUCCAGACUCAGAGCAAAGUCAUAACCUAUGUGGGCUGCAUCACACAGAUGAACUUCUUCUUAAUCUUUUCAGGGUUGGACAUCUAUCUCCUGACCGUGAUGGCCUAUGACAGGUUUGUGGCCAUCUGCCACCCCCUGCACUACAUGGUCAUCAUGAAUCCCCGGCUCUGUGGGCGGAUGGUUCUGGUGUCCUGGGUCACGAGUGUCUUGCAUUCCUUGUUACAAACCUCAAUGGUGUUGCGGCUGUCCUUCUGCACAGAGGUGAAAAUCCCUCACUUUUUCUGUGAACUCAAUCGGAUGAUCCAACUUGCCUGUUCUGACACCUUUCUCAAUAACUUGGUGAUGUAUCUUGCAGCUAUGCUCAUGGCUGGUGGUCCCUUCAUUGGGAUCCUUUACUCUUACUCUAAGAUAGUUUCCUCCAUACGUGGGAUCUCAUCAGCGCAGGGCAAGUAUAAAGCAUUUUCCACCUGUGCGUCUCACCUCUCGGUUGUCUCCUUAUUUUAUUGUACGGGCCUGGGAGUGUACCUUAGCUCCGCUGCUACCCAGAGCUCCCACUCAAGUGCAACAGCCUCGGUGAUGUACACGGUGAUCACACCCAUGCUGAACCCCUUCAUCUACAGCCUGAGGAACAAAGACAUAAAGGAGGCUCUGAUGAGAUUCUCUGGGAUGGUAGCUAUAAAAGGUCCAAUUGUCCUGGGGUUGAAGAAUUUCCCAUGA
This is a messenger RNA of Hyaena hyaena (striped hyena), 972 nucleotides long. RefSeq names its product olfactory receptor-like protein OLF4. The transcript has a single exon. Gene Ontology annotation, biological process: G protein-coupled receptor signaling pathway. Gene Ontology annotation, cellular component: membrane. The coding region runs from base 4 to 972 and encodes 322 amino acids. NCBI's taxonomy places the organism in Eukaryota, Metazoa, Chordata, Mammalia, Carnivora, Hyaenidae. Gene Ontology annotation, molecular function: G protein-coupled receptor activity; olfactory receptor activity. The record is from RefSeq and is a predicted model, not a curated record.